This is a messenger RNA of Hevea brasiliensis (rubber tree), 1916 nucleotides long. RefSeq names its product subtilisin-like protease SBT5.4. The coding region runs from base 90 to 1916 and encodes 608 amino acids. Lineage: Eukaryota; Viridiplantae; Streptophyta; Magnoliopsida; Malpighiales; Euphorbiaceae. The transcript is spliced from 7 exons. The record is from RefSeq and is a predicted model, not a curated record. Gene Ontology annotation, molecular function: serine-type endopeptidase activity. Gene Ontology annotation, biological process: proteolysis.
GCUUGGAACUCCUGUUCCCCUGCUUGAAUCUCAACAUUUUUAUUUAUAAAUUAAACUGAUAAUACAUAACUUUAAAGGCUAAUAUAUUUAUGGGUAACAUCACGCAAGGUGUUUGGCCUGAAUCAAAGAGCUUCAAUGAUGAAGGGAUGGGUCCUGUGCCAACACGAUGGAAAGGAUUUUGCGAAAGUGAAGGUGGAGUUCGCUGCAACAGAAAGCUUAUAGGAGCAAGGUACUUUUAUAAAGGCCGUAAUGCAGCAAUUGGCCCUAACACAACUGAACUAUCUGCACGGGACACCAACGGGCAUGGCUCCCACACCUUAUCCACAGCUGGUGGCAGCUUUGCCCCUGGAGCUAGUAUCUUUGGUUAUGGCAAUGGAACAGCCAAAGGUGGAUCACCCAAAGCUCGUGUGGCUGCUUACAAAGUCUGCUGGCCUGACGGCUGCUUUUCAGCAGAUAUCUUGGCUGGAAUUGAUGCCGCCAUAAGUGAUGGAGUCGAUGUGAUGUCAUUAUCAUUAGGUGGAACUGGUAUGAUAGAUUAUUCUACUGAUGUAAUAGCCAUUGGAACCUUAACUGCCGUCAGUAGAGGGAUUAGUGUAGUUGCCUCAUCUGGCAAUAACGGACCAGCGGCAUUUACUUCAUCCAAUGUGGCACCAUGGAUAUUUACAGUUGCUGCUAGUACAAUGGAUCGCGAUUUCUCUGCCUUUGUUAUACUUGGAAACAAUAAGAGUCUAAAGGGAACAAGUCUGUCAGACAAAGCCUUGCCUGCUGGAGAGUCUUGUCCAUUGAUAUUUGGUGAUGACGCAAAAACUGCUAAUGCAACAACUGGAAAUGCUACGCUAUGCCUACCUGGAACUCUUGAUCCUAUCAAGGUUGCUGGGAAGAUCAUAGUCUGCCUUCGAGGUGGUGGUAUGGCAAGAUCGGACAAGGGAAUUGUAGCUGCUAAUGCAGGUGCUGCUGGGAUGAUAUUGGCAAAUGGUCAAUCACAUGGGAAUGAACUUAUAACUGAUCCCCAUAUCCUUCCUGCUUCACAUAUAAGUUACACUGAUGGUUUAGCAGUUCUUGCCUACCUAAAUUCCACCAAAAAUGCAACGGCAUCAAUUUCUCCUGUACAAACAGAACUGGGAGUUAAGCCAGCUCCUAAGAUGGCCUUAUUCUCAUCCAGAGGACCUAAUUCACUUGAUCCAGAAAUCCUUAAGCCUGACAUCGCUGCACCUGGAGUUAAUGUACUCGCUGCUUAUUCUGAAGUAGCAUCGCCAUCUGAAUCUAUAUCUGAUAAGCGCCGUACUGCUUUUGCUAUAAUAUCUGGCACUUCAAUGUCAUGCCCUCACGUCUCUGGUAUUGUUGGACUUCUCAAAUCACAACACCCAGAUUGGAGUCCUGCUGCUAUCAAAUCUGCCAUCAUGACUACUGCAACAACACAAGCCAACGAUAAGAAGCCUAUCCUUGAUGAAGAUGGGAAAAAUGCAACUCCAUUUGCAUAUGGUGCUGGACAUGUACAACCAAACCUUGCAGCGGAUCCUGGCCUAGUUUAUGAUUUAACCACGAAUGAUUACCAAAACCUUCUGUGUCACCAUAAUUACAACAUAUCCUUUAUACGAUCAUUCGGAAAUGCUUCUUAUACAUGUCCUGAGAAUUUCAGUAUAUCUGAAUUCAACUGCCCUUCGAUCGCAUUUCCAAAUCUCACAGGCUCAGCCACUGUGACUCGCAGAGUUAAGAAUGUAGGCUCCCCAGGGACUUAUAAUGUUCAUGUCCUAGCACCAUCUGGAAUUUCUGUUGUAGUUGAACCUGAAAGCUUGUCAUUUACACAACCUGGUGAAGAGAAGAUAUAUAAGGUUACUUUUAACCCUGCUGUGAAUAGCACCGAGCAAAAAGACUAUGUUUAUGGGCAACUGAUGUCACACCCUACCCCUCUGUAA